Octopus sinensis (East Asian common octopus) is the source of this 849-nucleotide messenger RNA. Its product is annotated as dual serine/threonine and tyrosine protein kinase-like. NCBI's taxonomy places the organism in Eukaryota, Metazoa, Mollusca, Cephalopoda, Octopoda, Octopodidae. Gene Ontology annotation, molecular function: protein kinase activity; ATP binding. Gene Ontology annotation, biological process: protein phosphorylation. The record is from RefSeq and is a predicted model, not a curated record. The annotation marks the transcript as partial. The transcript has 5 exons.
UCACGGGAACUUGGCCGAGGACAAUAUGGAGUUGUCUACUUUUGUGAAAAAUGGGGAGAAUUCGAGUCCUGUGCUGUAAAAACCUUAGUUCCCCCAGACGAUCGACACAUUUCUGACGUAUCUCUGGAAAUAUACUACGCAAGGUUAAUCUCCCUAACUCCUCUGACAGAAUUCUACCCAAAAACGACCGUGUGGUGUCCGUGUUGGGCACAGUCAUGCACGAGGAUGACAUGUCGACUACAAUUCACAUAUUUUAUAAGAAAUACGACAUGGAUUUAUGCCAUGCCCUUAAAAAACAAAUGCCACUACAAAAUGGGGAUCGCCCUGGAGGUGGUCGAGGGAAUCCGCUUCAUCCACGGACAGGGACACAUCCACAGAGACAUCAAACUAAGCAAUAUUAUGGUUGGACAUUUUUUUGCUAGUUUUUUGCUGGAUUGUAAUUUUCAUGCAAAAUUGACUGACAUGGGAUUCUGUAAACCUGUCUCAAUGAUAUCGGGGACCGUGGUGGGGACCCCUAUCCACAUGUCCCCUGAAUUACUCAGUGGAAAAUACGACAGGAGAGUAGACAUAUUUGCAUUUGGGAUUCUUUUUUGUUCUGGGAAUUGUACAAUGCCCCAUGUGUAUCAGCAGUACAACUCUGUACAUGAACUAUGGAACAUGGUUGGGAAAGGUCAAAGACCUGAACGACUUUCAUUUUUUGACCAAGACUGGUGGGACUUGAUGAACGAUUGUUGGAACACUGAUCCCUGCCUUCGUCCACACAUCGGAGAAAAAGUGGAACAAUCCCCACACUACUCCCCCUCCGUACAGUCACCAUAUUAUCCUCAGGAACCAACGAAUCAGCCUUAA